This is a messenger RNA of Aphanomyces astaci, 1134 nucleotides long. RefSeq lists its product as hypothetical. The record is from RefSeq and is a predicted model, not a curated record. Bases 21 to 701 code for a protein of 226 amino acids. The transcript has 5 exons. Gene Ontology annotation, molecular function: protein binding. NCBI's taxonomy places the organism in Eukaryota, Oomycota, Saprolegniomycetes, Saprolegniales, Verrucalvaceae.
UGCUGGUACACGUAUUUUAAAUGGCCGACCGCAAUGCUGCUGCGCGCGUGCGCGCCGAAGCAACAGCCAAGCGCGACCGCGAGGCGGCAAAGAGGCAUCUGGAAGCAUCAGGCGCUGGGCCUUCGCAAUAUGAGCUCAAGGGAGUGAUCCGACAAGUGGGUUAUGACAUCAAUAUGGGAGACAACACCCUACAAGUCGCGAGAAAGUCCCAACCGCAGGGUUACGGCGGCAACAUUCCGAUGACGGCAAUACCACUGCCAACAUCCAAGGCCAAGGUUGCUUCGUCGUCUUUGAAUGCUUCGUCUACGAAGCAAGACGAUGGUGACAGUGACUUGCUGCCUGGAUGGAAGGCAACAGUGGACAAGGAGAGUGGCGACGUGUACUAUUGGAACAAGGCAACGAAAGAAACGAGUUGGGACAAGCCUUCGAUUAUGAAAUCCAAGCCCGAGAAAGGCGUGACCCCACUGCCCUAUGGCUGGGAAGAGGUCCAAGAUCCGUUGUCGAGCGACGUGUACUACUGGAACAUCCACACGCAAAAGACGCAGUGGGAGCGCCCUGUGUCCCUUGAGCAAGCAAUUGAAGCGAAGUCGAAAUUGGAUAAUUUACUCCAAUUCUGCGGCAGCACUGCCAUGUUCCCGUGCGUUGAAUAUGACAUGACGAGGACAUCGUCUCCAAGGAAUGAUCGCUGGUGCAUUAAGUAGGCAAGACGAUGAGACAUCCCGUGGCAAGACUUCUGUCGUCUCGACCUCACCUUCCUCUUCAAGUACAGAACCACUGUAUCUCCAUUCGUCGCCAGUAAACCAUCCUUCCUGAUAGUUUUAUAUCCUUCCAACUUCAGGCACGAAGCGACCGCUAUCAGCGGAUCCAUUGCAUGCACCCACGUACGUACCGUCCGUACCGUCCGUGGACAUGCAUCGUUCGUUCCCUUGAACGAUGAUGCUCACGAUGGUGGGGUCUUGGUAGGUCGUCCAAGUCGAUUCGCCGCGCGUAGCCGCCUUGUCGACCGCCGCCGUCCACAUCUCUGCACGAAGAAGAUUCGCGCGUUUUGUGAACGCACCCUUGAAGCGCCUUUCCGCUUUUUUAAAAAAAGUUGAAUACAAACAUCAAAUCAAAAGGUGUGAUUUUUAAUGCCAA